CCGGACAAUCGUGCACUACCCUACCGGACAUUGGUGCACUACCUUACCGGACAUUGCUUGAAACCUACCGGACAAUGCCUGAAACCUACCGGACAAUGCUUGAAAUCUACCGGACAAUCUGGCGCUGCCCUACCGGACAUUGGUGCGCGACUCUACCGGACAAUGCCUGAAAGCUACCGGACUCUACUUUACCGGACAAAUUGUCCCUUAAUUAAAUCGCAUUGUCCGGUAACCGAUUAGCCUGUAUGUCCGGUAACAGAUGACCGUAUUGUCCGGCCGCCCCUCCCGCACGUUUGCGGGGCUGGCCUUCAGCCGGCGUGCGACCAGCGCCAGCAAAGCAGCCUUCACUGCGGAGCUCAUGCGCAAGUCGCCGCUGGCGGUACCGCUCCAGCGCGGUCAGGCUGUCCUCACGGUUCACGUGCCAGUGGACACCCGGCCCAUCAUUCCGGGCACCUACACCGUCACGGUCAAGAUGGGCACAGGUGCCCGCGUGUCUUAAGGAGGAGUGAGACAAGCUCACCCCACCAUCGGAAGACUUGAUUUCCCUACCCCGGCUCCCCUGCGCGGGGGCCACCAUUGGUGGUCCCCUGGGUGCGCCCUCCCGGGCGGCAUCGGGUGUUGGCAAUGCCCAUCUCUCGCUCUAGCCGGUAGUACAGGUUUGCGGUGCCCCGGAGUGUGGUGACGCUAUGCAUGUGGAGACGUGUGCAGCAGGCCUUGGCUGCCUGCGGUUUGGCUCCCAGGUCUUUGAGGAGAGUUUCAAGGGUACGGGGGACAGUGCCACCAUGGCCCAGUGUAAUAACGUGUUUAGUAUCGUAGUGCACAGUCCACCCUGCAGCUCGCAUGGCAGUGGCAAGGGUGGCGUGCUGUGCUUGUUUUUGAAUGAGCUUCUCGCUGUGGUGCAGGUCAGAGGUGUAUCCAACUUCAAGGAUGUACACUGGGUAGGCCCCUUUGUUGGCUGGUGGGGAUGUCAUGAAGCGUUCUGCUUCGGACCGGGGGAGGUUCGGGAUAAACAGAAUGUCGGGCCGCAUCCUGUUGAGGUCUGCAGCGGGCACUUGCGGGCAGAGCCAGGACGGCGGCCGCAUGCCCGCACAGUACUCAGGCAGUUCAGCUCGGGAGGUGGCAUCCAUUAUCAUGUAGCCACCACCGUUGUGACCAUGGUGUAGGCAUUCGGCAAUCGUCCGCACUGCAGUGUUGUGUUUGGCAAUCCUAGCGCCAACGAGUUGGGGGUGCGCGCAGUGGCCGGCAAGGUGGCCUGCGGUGCCACGCUCUGGGUCAGAUCCGCGGCUGCGCUGGGUGUGGGCACAGAGACCACAUUUGUCGCUGUCUCGUAGUUUAAACAAAGCCAGCCGGGCCGGGCAGAUGAGGCCUCCCUGACGAGCAUUCUGUAUGAACCGGUGUAGGCCGUGGCUGGCGUCCGAGUUCGUCAUGUACGCGUUACUGGCGCGUGGGUCAAGGCUGGGUGCUGCCUCGGCCCAUUUCUCAGUGUACAGGGUUUUGUUGGCGUAUCCACCACGGCAGCUGGGGGCCAUUGCCCUGGUGAGGCCCCGGUUUAGGUCCGACACGUAGUGCGUGGCUGUGCUAUCGUCGUCCCUGGUGACCGUGAAGGUUGGCCACCAGUGCCGGGCGUGCGGGUCGUUGUCGGCCGGUUUGGAUACAUCGGCGGGUUUUUCCUGGGUGGCGACGGCAGCCGCCCCUUUAUCGGCUUCCUCGUUGCCGUGUAGCCCGGUGUGCGAGAUCACUUUUAUCAGAGCGGUGGGUGCGCCCCGGGCGUGGCGUGCAUGGAGCAAUGCCACGACUGAAUCCAGGAGGUCCCGAUGUUUACUCAGAUGC
This is a messenger RNA of Chlamydomonas reinhardtii, 1830 nucleotides long. RefSeq lists its product as uncharacterized. The coding region runs from base 260 to 499 and encodes 79 amino acids. The record is from RefSeq and is a predicted model, not a curated record. Lineage: Eukaryota; Viridiplantae; Chlorophyta; Chlorophyceae; Chlamydomonadales; Chlamydomonadaceae. The transcript has 3 exons.